Platichthys flesus (European flounder) is the source of this 4480-nucleotide messenger RNA. Its product is annotated as phosphatidylinositol 4,5-bisphosphate 3-kinase catalytic subunit gamma isoform. The record is from RefSeq and is a predicted model, not a curated record. Lineage: Eukaryota; Metazoa; Chordata; Actinopteri; Pleuronectiformes; Pleuronectidae. Gene Ontology annotation, cellular component: phosphatidylinositol 3-kinase complex, class IA; cytoplasm; plasma membrane. The transcript has 12 exons. Gene Ontology annotation, molecular function: 1-phosphatidylinositol-4-phosphate 3-kinase activity; 1-phosphatidylinositol-3-kinase activity. Bases 195 to 3530 code for a protein of 1111 amino acids. Gene Ontology annotation, biological process: phosphatidylinositol 3-kinase/protein kinase B signal transduction; cell migration; phosphatidylinositol-3-phosphate biosynthetic process.
CACAGACUACACCGUAACGCAGCACACAUCAUCUUAAGGUUUGUUUGGUUUGUAGUUGAUUUGCUUUGUUCACUAUAUCUGCAACACCAUAUCAACAACCUGUGAAUCAUUCUGCAGGGUUAGAUCUAAAAACCUUAUAGAUACAUAUUUAAAUAUACGUCUUCAACCUCAAGUUUUCCUCUCUUGUAAUAUCAAUGGAUUUCGGAUUGUUCGAGAAAAGGUCUGACAGUCCGUCUGCUGUGGAGCCUCAAUCUGAGAUGUCGACUCAGAGCUGCUCUGAGAACAACCUGAAGUUUUUCUGUGAGUUGAAGCCUGGUCCUGGUCCACCACCGGACGGUGAUGAGGGCUACAAUGCUGACAUGGAUUGCGAGCCAGUGUCAGUCAUCCUCCAUGCACAGUGUAGCAUCUACCAGCUGAGGCUACGCAUCUGUAUGCAGGCCGAGGAAAAAAACUGUCAUCCAGAUCCACUUGCUAUACUUGACCCAGAGAGAUACACUCUGCUAUAUGCCAGGGGGGAUGAAUGGUACGAGGCCUACGAUGACUGUCAGGUUAUCAGGACAUUGGACAUUCCAUGGUUGCGUGAAGACACUGGGCACCUCUCUGCACAUAUAGUGGUAAAACCUGUGGUGGCAGUUGAUUCAGAGGAGAAGAAGAAACAGCAGCAGAGUCUGGCCUACCUGAUUGGACACAACCUGGAGAAAGACACGUCUGACCGGCUUGGUGAGCUCACAUUCACCCGCAGGAAACUGGCAUCUCCGAGGAGACAAGAGCUAAGAAAUCGAGAUGAUAAGUUGUAUGCCACCGAGCCUUGGGUAACUUGUGCCCCCAUUCCGAGUGACCUGCAGGAGCGACUAAACAGGAAGAUUCCUAUCACCCUGCAUUACAUGAGCAAGAUCAGCUUCAGCAUUCAGGUGGAUUUUAGUGCAACCCCAGAUGUUCUUCUUGAAGUUCUCAGAAGGGUGUUGGCAGACCAGGGGCUUCAUGCUGAUACUUUUGAUAGACUGGUAUUAAAAGUCUCAGGCAGGGAGGAGUAUUUAUCAGGUCAUUACCAUCUCAGCGAUUUCCUCUGGGUUCGACAUUGCUUGAGGACCAAUCAAGACCUUCACCUCUCUGUGGUGCCUGACUCACAGCUUGUCGAGGAGACCGUCCGUAUUGUGGACUGGCCACUCGUUGAUGGUUUCAGUGGCCAGUUCAGCUCCCAUGAUGAUCUUUGCCUUGAAGGGAAGGAUCUGGAUGACAUCUUCAUGAUAUCCUUGUGGGACUGUAACAGAAAACUCAGGGUCAAGUUGCUGGGCUUUGACAUCCCAAAACUUCCAAUCAAAUCCCCCCAGGUUGUUUAUGUCGAAGCUUCUAUUCUCUAUGGCAACAAGGUCCUCUCUUCAGUCUCGUCUGUUCCCAAGGCCUUCGCAGAUGAAGUACUGUGGAAUGAAUGGCUCCAUUUUGAUAUUCUCCUCAGGGAUCUGCCACGUGGAGCUAAGCUGGCUUUCACCAUUAAUGCAAGUGGUGGUGACAUCUCCCCAAUAACCAAAGACUCAGGGGAGACGAGGCUGCUCUACUUUGUUAAUCUUCUCCUCAUAGAUCACAGGUCCCUCCUCAGCCAGGGCUCUUACACCCUGCACAUGUGGUCCUACCCUGGCCAGGAAGAAGAGGCCAUCACCUACCAGGCAGACAAACUGUCCUCUGCUACUAACCCAGACGUUGCAGAUUCCAUGGCUAUCAGCUUCCUUCUAGACCGCUACAGCUUCCCUGUGGUUCUGCCAAAUAGCCUUGGUUCACCUGUAUGUUCUGGGAGUCCUAACUCCCCCUUCUCCUCUCCUAUAUCAACAGCCUCCUCUCUCAAAAUGUCUCCCUCACCCCUCUCACCCUCUCCCACUAUAACCAGCACAUACUCUUCCUCUCAACAUUUGAAACCUCCUGAGGGCCCAUCAGGUGACACAAUGGCUCUCAGAUCCCCACCCACAGUUGUCAGAACCCAAAGGCCUUGCCUAAAAAAGUUCCGGGAGGAGAGCAUCCGCUACGCGUCCAACCUACCCCUCUUCCUGCGCAAUGUUGAUUGGAUGAACCGCAAUGUGGUUGAGGAUGUUCACUGGCUACUGGGAAACUGGGAUACUGAUGAGCUUGAUAUCACACUGGCCCUGGAGCUGUUAAGCAUUGAAUUUGCUGAUGAGAGAGUCAGGAGACUUGCUGUCCAGAGACUGGAGAGCCUGUCCAAUAAUGAUGUAUUGAUGUAUCUGCUACAGCUGGUGCAGACCCUUAAAGUAGAGCCUUACCACGACAGCUUCCUUGCUCGGUAUCUCAUCCAAAGAGCUUUGCGGAGCAAGAGAAUCGGCCACUUCUUCUUCUGGUACGUCCGCAGCGAGGUGGCUGGGUGUCCUUACUUCCGCCAGCGCAUGUCUGUGAUUCUGGAGGCUUACCUGCUGGGCUGUGGCCAGGCCAUGCUCGACAGCUUCGCCCAGCAGGUCCAAGUUGUGGAGGCUCUGCAGGAGGUCGCUUUAACGAUAAAGAGACUUUACCCUGACAAGACUGACCUCCCUCCUACAGCUCCCAUCAAGCUCCAAGAGCUUCUCAGAAACUGUAAUCUGCCAAAUGAAUUCCUGUUGCCCUUUGACCCUCGCAUCAAAGCUGGAAUGAUCCUGCUGGAUAAAUGCAAAGUGAUGGCCUCAAAGAAGAAGCCUCUGUGGCUGGAGUUCUCUCCCAUGCCGUCGCCGACCUCUGCUACACCUGUCGGAAUAAUCUUCAAACAGGGCGACGACCUCAGACAAGACAUGCUCGUCAUUAAGACAUUGAUGGUGAUGGACUCUAUCUGGCAGGAGAAAUCUCUGGACCUUAACCUUGUUCCAUAUGGCUGCAUCUCCACAGGACACAACAUAGGUAUGAUUGAGAUAGUGAGGAAUGCAGCGACCAUUGCUGCAGUGCAGAGGAGCCACAGAGGAACAGCUGGAGCUUUCAGAAAUGAUGCUCUGUUUGACUGGCUCAAGUCCAAGUGUCCACUCCAGGAAAUUCACUACGAGACUGUGGAGAGGUUUGUGAAGUCUUGCGCUGGUUACUGUGUUGCCACUUAUGUAAUGGGUAUCGGAGAUCGACACAAUGACAACAUCAUGAUCACAGACCAAGGGAACUUGUUUCAUAUCGACUUCGGUCACAUCCUGGGUAACAGGAAGCACUUCCUCGGUAUGACCAGGGAGCGUGUACCAUUUGUCCUCACACCUGACUUCCUGUAUGUCAUGGGCAGAGUCAAAGGUCGCAACAGCCUAUAUUUCCAACGGUUCAUGGACACUUGCACACAAGCCUACCUCUCCCUGCGCUCCCACUCUCGUCUGCUGGUCACUCUUUUCUCCCUCAUGCUGCUGACCGGCAUCCCAGAGCUGAGUGCUGCAGAGGACAUGCGCUACCUGCGUGAGGCGCUCCAGGAUGAACAGGGUGAGGCGGAGGCCAAGGAGCAUUUCCUCCAGCAGAUCUCUGAGUGUGAGAAGCUGGGCUGGACCGUGCAGGCCAACUGGUGGAUCCACAUGGUGGCAGGCAUCAAAUGAUUGAUUUGUUCUGCUGUGGUUCAGCUCUGGAGGAGGUGAAAUGCAUGUUUGAAUGUCUACAUAUAACAAUGACUUUUUCAAUUUUUUCAUUGAUGUAUAAAUUGUAUUUGUGUAGCAAGUUUAGGCUGCUUCUAUAUGCAUUUAUCUGGAGAAAGCUGUGUAGCAACCAAUGAUAUAAUAACCAAAGAUAACAUGUCUGCCAAUAACGUAAUAAUUUUUCAGUUUUCAAUGUAAUAGCAUUUCUAAAGCAAUAACAUAAUAACUUUUUGCCCAUAAUUUAAUAAUUGAUUACAUUUGUAUUAUGAUAUUUUAAAGAGGAAAUAGCGGUGGUUAGUGUCAUGGAAGUUGCACAUGAAUAGCAGAAAAAACUGGGCAGUGCAAAGGGGGGUACAAGGUGUGAUCAGAUGCCUGAACAGAUGAUCAUAUAAAUUUCUAACAUGCAUAAAAUGUCUUCAGACGCUCGCACAGAUGAAGCACAAUCAAGAGUGGAUUCCCCUAAAUCAGCACCUUCUCCCUCACUACGUCUGUUUGAAAUGAAAAACAUUACAGAAGUUGGAAAUGUAGUUUUGGGCUGGAAGAAAUUGCACAGCAAGAAAGAUAAAGAAGCAGAUGAAAAGAGUGACUCAAACGUAUUUGGUCACACAGAAUAGGAUCAGGGCAGUGUGUUACUCCCUUGUUAGCAUUGUUAUUAAACAAACUUCUUCUUUUUUGACCAAAACACUAGCCUAGACCUGGUCCAGAGGAGCCUAUGCAACGUACAGUGUGAGUAGUCAGGUCGUGUCAGACAAUCGGUCCAAAAGCGUGAGCACAUAAGAGGAUUUACUACAACAACGGGAAAGAAUAAUCAUGGUCAAUGUUGCAGGUUGAGUUGCUAUGUCUACCCCGGCAACCCUUUACAAUUUCUUCUGACUCUCAGAUAAAGCAAUUAUAAUAAAAAAGUUGUAUUAUUC